Molecule: messenger RNA, 2697 nt
Organism: Diutina rugosa
Lineage: Eukaryota; Fungi; Ascomycota; Pichiomycetes; Serinales; Debaryomycetaceae
Gene: SUL2
Product: sulfate permease
Exons: 1
Coding region: 1-2697 (898 amino acids)
Biological process (GO): transmembrane transport
Cellular component (GO): membrane
Molecular function (GO): secondary active sulfate transmembrane transporter activity
Source: RefSeq, a predicted model, not a curated record
AUGUCCGAUCAUCCUGCUACUGGUCAUCCGAGUCAGCACUUCCAGGGAGAUGGUGAACCUCAAAGUAGCCAUGCCCAAGCUGACUCCCCGGGCUCGCCCCAUUUCCAGGGCGUUUCCCAUGACUCUCCCAAUCAAUCGCAACACCAUCACGGCCAUUUCGGUGGCCACCACGACCACCACCACCGCCACAGCUUGGAACAGCACAUCGAACACUUGCCGGAGUAUUUGCUCGAAACGGUCAAACUGACCACUCAAGAAGGACAACUGCACGUGCCCGAGCUUUUCGAGGCCCACCGGGUCGAAGACUUAGUGUCGGAAAACGAGAGAUUGGCCCAGAUCCGCAGCCACGAGUACCAGCAAUCGCACCACUACCCGGGGCUGGUGCCCGUUGGUGAAUACGACCAGCCGGAAGUGACGGUGAUCGACUGGACUAAGGAGACGUUUGCUGACCCUUGGGGUAAGAUCAAACACUACUUCAUCUCGCUUUUCCCCAUCGCCCAGUGGAUCUUACACUAUAACUUCCGGUGGUUAACCGGUGAUUUGAUCGCCGGUAUCACCGUGGGGGUAGUGCUUGUGCCUCAGUCGAUGUCCUACGCCCAGUUAGCCGGUCUUGAACCUCAGUACGGUCUCUAUUCGUCGUUUGUCGGUGUGUUUAUUUACUCGUUCUUUGCCACGUCUAAAGAUGUGUCUAUCGGUCCCGUGGCAGUGAUGUCGUUACAAGUGUCUAAAGUGAUUGCUAACGUGCAAAAGCGGAACGGCGAUAAGUACCUGGCUCCAGAAAUUGCAACUUUCUUAUCGUUAAUCUGUGGUGGUAUCGCUGCCGGUAUUGGUGUCUUACGACUCGGGUUUAUCCUUGAAUUCAUCUCCAUCCCCGCCGUCAUGGGGUUUAUGUCUGGUUCGGCGUUUUCCAUUAUCGUGGGCCAAGUGCCCGGGCUCAUGGGCUACAAUUCCGAAGUCAACACCCGUGAAGCCUCGUACAAGGUGGUGGUCAACACUUUGAAAAAGUUACCUGACACUAACGUCAACGCCGCCUUUGGGCUCGUGCCGCUUUUCAUCUUAUACCUCUGGAAAUGGCUUACGGAAAAGGGGCAAACCCGCUACCCGAGACUCAAAUGGGUGUUUUUCUACACUCAACAGUUGCGUAACGCCGUCGUCAUUAUUGUCGCCACCUGUAUUGCCUGGGGGAUCGUCCACCCUCAGAAGGUUGCGUUUAAGGGGCCCGGUAAGUUUAAGCCUAAGAUCCAGACCAUCGGUAAUGUGCCCAAGGGUUUGCAGAACGUUGGGGUCAUGACCAUCCCCGACGGCAUUAUUGGCUCAAUGGCGGGUGAAAUCCCCGUUUCGGUGGUGAUCUUGUUGUUGGAACACAUUGCCAUUGCCAAAUCGUUUGGCAGAAUCAACGACUAUAAAGUGAGUCCCGAUCAGGAAGUGAUUGCUAUUGGCGUCAACAACUUGAUUGGUACGUUCUUUAACGCCUACCCUGCUACCGGUUCGUUCUCCCGUUCAGCUUUAAAAGCCAAGUGUGGUGUGCGUACUCCCCUUGCCGGUAUCUUCACUGGUGCCGUUGUCUUAUUGGCGCUUUAUGCGUUUACUGAUGCCUUCUACUAUAUCCCCAAAGCUACCCUCUGUGCCGUGAUCAUCCACGCCGUCUCCGACCUUAUGGCCAAUUACAAGGUCACCUUAGGCUUCUGGAACGUGCUGCCUGUCGACUGUGGUAUCUUCCUCAUCUGUGUCAUCAUCACCGUGUUCGCUCUGAUUGAAGACGGGGUCUACUUUGCCGUUGGUGCCUCGAUUGUCAUCUUCCUCUUCCGCGUGGCUUUCUGCAAGGGCCAGUUCCUUGGCCGGUUACAAGUGGCGGAAGUGGUCAACCCGACCGUCGACCACAUCCCCAUCACUUCGGCGGAAGACUCGCUGGAGGCUAAUCUGGAACAACUGCUGCUGGACAUCGAGAUCCACCAGGUGCUCACGGGGCUGAACUACCAGGCGACCGAUAAAUUAAAGGUUAAGGAAGCCUUCGAAGAAACCCACACCCCGCCGACAUACCUGGCUCGUGACUUGACCAGUAACCACCCUCAGAUCAAAUUCCACACUCGGUGGGUACCUAUUCUGGAUCAGAAGAUGGGGAUCAAUCCCAACGUGUUCGUGCAACCGCCUCCUCCGGGUGUCAUUGUGUUCCGUCCUGGCGACUCGUUUGUGUACCCUAACUCGCUGAGAAUCGUCGAUAUGGUGUCUGAUGAAAUGAAACGGACGACGAGAAGAGGCAUUCAACUCAGUUACAAAGAUGCCGGUCUGCGCCCCUGGAACGACCCCGGUCCCCUCGUCCCCUUUUGGAAGCGGGGCAAGAAGCACCAGCACGAAGAGAAGGUCGACACCCGCCCGCUUUUGCGGAUCGUCCACUUUGACUUCUCCAACGUCGCCCAGGUCGAUGUGUCGCUGAUCCAGGCGCUUGUUGAUUUGAGAAAAGUGUGUAACCGUUACGCCGACCGCGAGGUCGAGUUCCACUUCUCCGGGAUCUUGCUGCCGUGGACGCGGCGGGCGUUGUUGAACGCCGGCUUCGGUACUUACGGCGAGGACUUGGUGAGCGAAAACACCUACAUCAACAUCGCCCUGGCCGACGACAUCGAGCAGUACGGCGGCUACUACGCGGCGCUCUCGACGAACACCCCGUUCUUCCACUUGGACAUCCCCAACUACAACUAG